AUGGAUGUUCAGAAAACUGUUGAUGUUUGUGAUUUUGUGCCCUCACGGGUCAAAGGAAUAGAUAAAUUUUAUGAUCUUUUAGAGGCACACCGAUCUCGCCCCUCACUCCAGGGACAAGAUUGGCCAAAAACCCACUGGUUUCAACCACAAAGUGUGGUGGAUAGGAUAAGAAUCUUGCAGAAGGAAGCUAAGAUUAAGAAAGGGAAAGGAAAAGCUAUAAUUUGUGCGGUGUUGGGAGCCAGUCUGGCAGCUGCGGUGGAAGAGAGAAAGCAGAAGUCUUCUCAAACUGAUAAUGUAAUAGACUCCCUGCAGAUGGUAAUCAAAAAUUUGCAGGAACAAUUGAAAGAAAGUUAACAAUUGUUGGAGGAGGAAAGGAACCAAAAUGUGAUAUUAAAGGAGGAAUUGAGGAAUCAACUUUUGAGAGAGGCGGAUACACAGGCAGAGGUAGAAGUGACACUUGAGGAGAAAGGGAUACAGCAAAUCUACCCCCAAGGAGAUUUGCAGAGGGCAAAAGAAACCGUAGAAAGCCUCCCACAUAUGUAUCCACUGAUUAAAACAGAGUAUGUGUAUGAGAAUGAUAGCGAUGACCGUCCUCAGGUUAUCACUAAAGAAGUCCCACUUACAGCAACUGAAUUAGCAAAGCUGAAAAAAGAUUUUGCAAGGGCUGCAAAGGAAUCGGAGACAGAGUAUGUGUGGAGAGUGUCUUUGUCAGGAGGGGAUGGAAUUUUGUUGUCAGAGAAAGAAGCAGAAGGAUAUCGGGGUCCGGGUGUGUUUCUAACUACUGGCGAUCGCCGAGCCCCAUGGUCAUUGACUCAGAGAGCUGCGUAUUGGGCUGGAGGGCUGAACCCCUUGGAGAGGGGAGAUCCCCUUACCAUAACUGGUACGGUGGAUCAGUUAGUGGAAAGUGUGCAAAAGGCGGCAUGUCUCCAGAUGAUGUAUGAUCGGGAGCUCAAGCCCCACCAGGGCUCCCCGAUGAUGAUGCCUGUGGACCCAGAGAGGAUGACUCCUCUGAUACGGGGACUUCACGACUCUUUGAAACCCAUUGGGAUUCAAUUGCAAGGGAGGAUUCAAAACACCCCCAAUGGAGAAAGAAUUAUGGCCACUCUGGAGGGGAAAGUGUCCCCUGAUCAUCAGCAGUCAGGGAGAAAAGUAAGGACAUGGGGAGAGAUAGCUCAGGAAUUGAUUAUAUGGCCCGGUUGGGGGAUUGUCUCAAAGAACUGA
Molecule: messenger RNA, 1221 nt
Organism: Haliaeetus leucocephalus (bald eagle)
Lineage: Eukaryota; Metazoa; Chordata; Aves; Accipitriformes; Accipitridae
Exons: 1
Source: RefSeq, a predicted model, not a curated record